AUGAUGCCGUCUCAAGCUGCAGACGCGUUUCCAGCAGCAGGAGCCUGUGCGGAGCUUCUUUUAGCUGAUAAAAAAGACAAAGUCUAUGAGACUGAACUUAAAAGUUUGAUGCGCGAGGUGUUAGAGCGCAUCUCCUGGCCAGACACUAGUGUUCUACCCCAUUAUCUAGCCGCGCGGUCGCAGAGUGGUUGGGAAAAUUUGGGGCAACUUACCCGUACGCCAAGAGAGCGAAUUGAACAGCAAUUGAGACUUCGACAAGAAUCUGCAGCAGUGGCAGAAGUACCUACAGAUAGCUUUGAUGGUGUGCAGCUGCCUUUCCAAAGGAAGCUGCACACCAUUAAGCCGCAGCGGUUGCUUUGUCAUAUUCAACGCGUCGUGUCGAAACUAAGGUCUAUUAUUGCGUAUCUCGAGAAUGAUUUUUUUCCAGCAUCUUAUCGAUUCCGCUUGGAUCGGGUCCAGCAGUGGGGAGCUCAUGCACACCUCGCAGCUUUUUAUGUGUUCGCACGGUACUUGACUGUGGCGAAGCGAAUAGCGAAUAUCCAAUACGUUUUUGUAAGGAAGGACUUAAUACAUGGUAUGAACCUUUCCCUUCUUGGCUAUUUAUUGGCGCUGCGGCUGUUGAUCACGGCGACACUCGAGCUCAAGCGGUUGCACAGGCAGUACAAGCAAGAGAAGAGACACAGCGUGCAGGAGACAAGGGCACUUGUCGGAGUUUUUGCGACUUCAUUUGCCUCUUUAGAGAGAGUGCCUGCGUUGCUUACAUGUUCGAGUGUGAGCACGGCUUCUUCCAAGCAGCAAUCAGAAUGUGAUAGUAUUGAUGUUAAUCGGCAGCUACGUCGUAAAUGCGCUCUUUGUUUGGGUGAACGCAUUUCUCCUGCCGCUACUCCCUGUGGUCACGUUUUUUGCUGGAAAUGCAUUGUGGGCUGGUGCCAGAAGAACAAAGCUGAGUGCCCGCUUUGUCGCCAAGAAACGCGCCCUCAGCAGAUUAAGUGCGUGUAUAACUACGUGUAA
Peronospora belbahrii is the source of this 1011-nucleotide messenger RNA. The record is from the annotation of a GenBank genome assembly. NCBI's taxonomy places the organism in Eukaryota, Oomycota, Peronosporomycetes, Peronosporales, Peronosporaceae.